Messenger RNA from Tachysurus fulvidraco (yellow catfish), 6475 nucleotides. It is a transcript of the gene ap3d1, whose product is annotated as adaptor related protein complex 3 subunit delta 1. The transcript has 35 exons. The record is from RefSeq and is a predicted model, not a curated record. The coding region runs from base 272 to 4060 and encodes 1262 amino acids. NCBI's taxonomy places the organism in Eukaryota, Metazoa, Chordata, Actinopteri, Siluriformes, Bagridae. Gene Ontology annotation, cellular component: AP-3 adaptor complex; membrane coat; terminal bouton. Gene Ontology annotation, biological process: synaptic vesicle membrane organization; anterograde synaptic vesicle transport; synaptic vesicle budding from endosome.
CAGUGCGUCCAGUCAGCUGAUCCGGGCGCCAUUUUGUCAGCCAUUUCCUUAGACCAGUCUGUUGCCAGUCGGUGAGUUUGCAGUUACAGGAGGAGGACGGAUCCAGCUGGCCUCGCCUUCUUCAGGCUAGGAUUUAGCAGACUGUAGUGUUCUUCUGUGAGGACGAUACUCAGGUGGAUGAAAGACUGUCUAGCAGGCCUAUCAGCUCGGAAAACACCGCUUGGUCUCCCCGGACAGGAGCGACUGGGGGCUUGGCUUUGCAGCAGCAGCCAUGGCUUUAAAGAUCGUUAAAGGGAGCAUCGAUCGGAUGUUCGAUAAAAACCUUCAGGACUUAGUACGUGGCAUUAGGAACCACAAGGAAGAUGAGGCCAAAUACAUCUCCACAUGCAUCGACGAGAUCAAGCAGGAACUCAAACAGGACAAUAUUGCCGUCAAAGCCAAUGCAGUGUGCAAGCUCACCUACUUGCAGAUGCUUGGAUAUGAUGUCAGCUGGGCUGCAUUCAAUAUUGUUGAGGUGAUGAGCUCUUCCAAAUUCACCUUUAAGCGAAUCGGUUACCUGGCUGCCUCACAGUGCUUUCAUGAAGGCACUGAUGUCAUCAUGCUUACGACCAAUCAGAUUCGCAAGGAUCUCAGCAGUCCAAAUCAGUACGACACUGGUGUGGCUCUGACUGGCCUCUCCUGCUUUGUGACCCCUGACCUGGCCCGUGACCUUGCCAACGAUAUUAUGACUCUGAUGUCUCACACUAAGCCAUACAUUAGGAAGAAGGCUGUGCUCAUCAUGUAUAAGGUGUUCCUGAAGUACCCUGAGUCUCUGCGGCCUGCCUUCCCCCGACUCAAGGAGAAACUGGAGGACCCAGACCCAGGUGUACAGUCGGCAGCAGUUAAUGUCAUCUGCGAGUUGGCCAGGAGAAACCCCAAGAACUACCUGUCCUUGGCCCCCCUUUUCUUUAAGCUGAUGACCUCCUCCACAAACAACUGGGUCCUCAUCAAAAUCAUCAAACUGUUUGGCGCCCUUACCCCUUUGGAGCCUCGUCUAGGGAAGAAGCUGAUCGAGCCCUUAACUAACCUCAUCCACAGUACCUCUGCCAUGUCUCUGCUGUACGAGUGUGUAAACACAGUGAUUGCAGUGUUGAUUUCUCUGUCCUCUGGGAUGCCCAACCACAGUGCUAGCAUUCAGCUCUGUGUGCAGAAACUGCGAAUCCUGAUUGAAGACUCAGACCAGAACUUGAAGUACUUGGGUCUGUUAGCUAUGUCCAAGAUCCUAAAGACGCACCCAAAGUCUGUGCAGUCACACAAGGACCUGAUCCUGCAGUGUCUGGAUGACAAGGACGAGUCCAUCCGACUGCGGGCUCUGGAUCUUCUCUAUGGCAUGGUCUCUAAGAAGAACCUGAUGGAAAUUGUCAAGAAGCUGAUGCUGCAUGUAGAUAAGGCUGAAGGCACCACAUAUAGAGAUGAGCUGCUAACCAAGAUCAUCGACAUUUGUAGCCAGAGCAACUACCAGUACAUCACUAACUUUGAGUGGUACAUUAGCAUUCUGGUAGAGCUAACACGGCUUGAAGGCACCCGCCACGGUCAUCUCAUUGCUUCUCAGAUGUUAGAUGUGGCCAUCCGUGUGAAGGCCAUCAGAGAAUUUGCUGUGGCUCAGAUGGCCAUGCUUUUAGAUAAUGCACAUCUGCUGACAGGCAACACGCAGCGCAAUGGAAUUUGUGAGGUCCUCUAUGCUGCUGCAUGGAUCUGUGGGGAAUUUUCUGAACACCUGGAGGACCCCAUGCAGACGCUAGAGGCCAUGUUGAGACCCAAGGUGGCAACUUUGCCAGGCCACAUCCAGGCUGUGUAUGUGCAGAAUGCUGCAAAGCUGUUUGCAACAUUGCUGCAGAAACAUGAGGGGACAGAAGACAUCCAGGUUGCUCAGGAGGCUAGUCAGAUGCUCAUAGACAGACUGCCUCUGUUUGUCCAGAGUGCUAACCUGGAAGUACAGGAGAGGGCAUCCUGCAUUCUACAGCUAGUAAAAUAUAUUCAGAAGCUGCAGCAGAAGGAUGUAGAAGUAUCUGUGGAGGUAUCUGCGCUAUUUGCAGGAGAACUUAACCCUGUGGCUCCUAAAGCUCAGAAGAAAGUGCCUGUGCCUGAAGGACUGGAUCUGGAUGCUUGGAUCAAUGAACCUCCAUCUGAGAGCGAGUCUGAAGAUGAGAAGCCCAAGACUUUGUUUUCUAAAGAGGAGCCCAAGCACACUCGACCUCGCCACACUGAAGUUGAUGAGAAAGAGCUGGCAAGGAGAAGGGAAGUCAGGAAGCAGGAACAAGCUAACAACCCCUUCUACAUUAAAUCCUCCCCGUCCACUCAGAAGGCGUAUCAGGACAUGCCAGGUGUAGAGCACAUUCCAGUGGUACAGAUUGACCUUAGUGUGCCACUCAAAGUUCCAGGGAUGCCCAUGUCUGAUCAGUACCUGAAAUUGGAGGAGGAGCGUCGACAGAAGGAGAAGGCAGAGAAGAAGAAGAAAGAGAAAAAGAAGAAGAAAGAGAAGCGUGGGAAAGGGAAGAGAGAUGACUCUGGCCCUGAGAGUGAGGAAGAUAUCACACCGGCUCACCACGUGGAUAUAGUCACUGAGGAGAUGCCAGAGAAUGCCUUACCAAGUGACGAUGACGACAAAGAUCCUAAUGAUCCACACAAAGCCCUGGACAUUGAUUUAGACAAUCUGCUUUCUGGUGCUAACUGCAGGCCCCUGGCAGACAGUGAGAAGCUGCCAGUGAGGGGACACCGCCUUGAAGUUGUUAAGAGCCCUGGGACAGAUGAAGACGGAGAGAGCAUCCGACAGGAGCCUAAGAAGAGGAGCAUCAAGGAGAAGAAAGAGAAGAAGAAAGACAAGGAGAAGGACAGAAAGAAGAGCAAAGAGGAAGAGAAGAAGAAAAAGAAGAAGAAACACAAAAAUGAUGUGGAAGAUGAGCCAGUGGAUCCUCACUCAGAAAACUCCGUGCAAUCAAAAGAGACCAGCGUGGCAGCAGCCCCAGCUACCUCCACAUCUGGCGAGGCAUCUGAUUUGGAUUUCUGGCUCUCUAGUGCUCCUGUUCCCCCACCUGCCAAGGAGGCACCGGUUCCACCACCAGCCACUGAGGUGAGUGUAGCUGCAGCCCCAGAUUCUGAUUCGGACGAGCCCAAAGAUGAAGAAGUGAAAUCAUCUAAACAUAAGAAGAAAAAGCAGAAGAAAGAAAAAGAUGAAAAGGAAAAGAAGAAGAAAAAGCGGCACCACCACCACCACCACCAUCACCACAGUGUGGGAGAUGGGAGGGAUUCGGUACAGAACGGCACCGUGGAGGAAGAGGAGCCACUACCGCCCAUGUCAAACUACUGCCUCCUGGCUGAAAACACGUACAUUAAAAUGAUGAAGGAGGAUACUGAUCAGGUGUACGAUAUUCAGGGAAAUUUGCAGGAUGGCAGUCAAGUUGUUGUGUCGGUCAUCUUUGAGAACAAGAGCAACAACUUCUUGAAGUCCAUGGAGUUCAAUGUGCUGGAUUCCCUCAACUCAAAACUGCAGCGGCCGGAUGGAGCUGGACCCCAUGAUGGGCUUGUUGUGCCCUUCCAGCUGCCACCAGGUGUGUCAAAUGAGGCCCGCUUCGUGUUUUCAGUGCAGAGCAUUGUGAUGCCUCAGAAACUGAAGGGAACCCUCGCUUUCAUAGUAAAGUCAGAAGAUUCCUCAACUCAUGAGAAACUGGACUUCAAACUGCACUUUACCUGCACAUCAUAUUUAAUCACAACUCCAUGCUACAGUGAUGCAUACGCCAAGCUUCUGGAGUCUGGGGACUUAAAGAGCAGCUCUCUGAAGCUGGAGGGAAUCAACAUGCCUUUCCACCACCUGUUGGCUAGAAUCUGCUUUCAUCACCAUUUUUCUAUUGUGGAGAGGAUCGACUCCUGUGCCUCCAUGUAUAGCAGGUCAAUCCAGGGUCACCAUGUUUGUUUGCUGGUCAAAACCGCUGAUCAGACGGUCUCCAUCGACGCUAAAUGUGAUGAGCCUUCACUGCUGGGGAAUGUGCUGGAAGAGAUAAAGCAGACCUUCUCACAAUGCUGAUUGUGUCGGAGAGACCAACAGUGCCCUUGACCUCUCAUUCCCAUGUCCUCUUGCUGAAUCUGACACUCAGAAUCAUAUCAUAAACACUGAGGCUGGUUUCCCCUCGUCUCUACCUACAUUAUAUUUAUUGGAACUCUUGAUUAGAGUUAGCUUACUCUUUUAUUCCUUUCUUUUUUCUAGUCUUCUUGUGUGUCAGCCUCAGUCUGUUGUUCGAUCUCACUAACCUUUCCAUCCCAUUCUACUCUCCCAUUGUCUUAAAUGUCUAACUCUCCACUUAUUAACUGGAUUUAUUUGUCGUUUAAUGUUGGUUGAUAUGUUUUUGUAUUGUGUUGGAUUUUGUUUGUUCCUUUCUUUCAUUUCUUUCAUUUCUUCUCCUCUAUGCGUCUUUGUUUAAUCUUUGUAGAAAACGUGUGUGUGUGAGAUUGAAACCCUUUUAUGGAGUGUGUUCAGUACAUGAUUUUUUUUUUUUUUUUUUUUUUUUUUUUUUAAGUUUUAUGCCUGAAGCUCUGGCUACCUUUCUUUCUUAGCCCUCAACCUAAAUUUUAGUUCAAAGCCAUCACUAUACUGCCCAAGUAACCGUAAUACAUAAGCCCUGGAAACAUGGUUCCAAAAGUGUUAACUAAUGUGUUUUGGUUACUUCUGUAACCUUGUUUCAAUUUACUCACUAAUAAUCCAGUGGGUUGUUUUUCUUUUAAAUAUUGGAUGACUGAAUCAGAUGUCUGUUCUUCUGUUUUCACACUGAUGGAAUAAAUCAAACACAACAACAUUUUAUCUUAUGUUAGUUUUCCCAUUAUUGUAAAGGACACAGCUUUACAAGAUUUCUAGACACUAAAAGACGCUGUGGAGGUUUGCAGUUAAUGAACAAUAUACUAAUGUGGGAGAAUUAUUUACUAAGUUCAGUACUCCUGCUGGCUGCUUGUUUAACAUCAGAACAAGAAACCAGAUCGAUGUCUCUUGUCGAAGGCUCCACAUACAUUAUGAAGGAUUUUGAACAAAUCAGUGACCAAGCUAAAAGGAUCAGCUGAAAUCAUUUCUUCAGUCAGUAUUGUACUUGUAGUGGUUACUUGUAUCUCUGUGUUUAUGGUAAGCUGCUUACCAUCUUUCUGGGAUGUGUCCUCCACCUCACUUCUGUCUGCAUCACUUUUACUUCCUGUGAACUGGACGAAGGCCACACUCAUGCCUGUGUUUGUUCUCUUUCUGCUUUAUUCACUUUGGUGCUUUUUUUUUUCCCCCUCCCCAUUUCAUUUUAUUUUCCCACUCUAACGUACUGACUAAUCAAAGAAUCGACUCAAAUGGAAUCCGUUUUGUUUACCUGGUCCAGCACUCUGUAGCACAUGAUUGUAACAUCCAGCUAAAACAGAUGGCUUCUCUUCUGAAUGUUCUGCAAUUAAUUAGGAUUUGUUGUACAGUUCUAUUUGAUUGAAACAUUUAAAUGACUAACUAGCCAGUGGUUUAAGGACAAAAAUAAAAAUUAAUACAGAUGAAGGUAAAUGCUGGACAAUAAGAUUCAGACUGUGUUUAUAUAAAUGGCCAACCAGUGAGAUGUGUUCCCCAUUAACGUGUACACAUUUAGGUAAUUAUCAGCAUGUGAAUGCAGCUUUUGGUGGAUUAUGUCUGAAUGGAAAGUGUAAUCUAUAUGAACACAGGCUAAACCAUGACCUCCGGAGAAGCAACUGUAAUUAUUUUUUAAAAGAACAUUUUCUGUGCAAAGUUAAUUUGAAAUUAAUCUUGCAUAAAUGGAAAUGUAUAAUUUUUGUUUUGUUGUAUGUGUCUAAAGACAAGCAUACAAGUCAUCCACAGCAUUCCUUUUGUUGCUUUCCUAGAUUUCUUUUAUGUAUAAAUAUAUACAGUAUAUUAAGUGUAUGUUGGCUUUAUCAUACUACACUUUGGAUCGUAUAAUGUAUUUUUAUCUGUUAAGAGUAUGUACAAUUUAGGAAAACCUUGGAAUUGUUUUAAACCUUACGUUUUGCAUUAAAUUAUCCAAUUAGAAGGUCAUGUUUUCGUUGAUGUUAAAGACACUGAGAAUAGGGUGUAACCAGCACAUAAAAGCAGUCCAUAUACUGAUGCCCUUUCCAUCUGUCCCCUGCAACUGACAACCCCUCAGCCCACCCUAGCCUAGCCCAUACGCCAUCUUACCCAAUCAACUGUAGCGCAAACCUUGCUGGAUUUUGCUUGUAUCACUCAAUGUACUCUCAGUGCUCUUCGUUUGAAGGUACUGAUUCCUUCAACUAUGUAUUUUCUGACUGUAUGAUGUAAUAUAAUGUUUCAAGAAUAAAUGAGAAUGAUCAGUGAUUUGCUAUUUACAUUCCCUUUAAUUGAGAGGUUUACUCAGCAGAAUUAUGAUAGAUGUAGGCUGCUGUAGUUUUCUUUUGUUGUGUGAAAGUGGUGUACCAAUAAAUUCCCACUUCUAAAUGA